Molecule: messenger RNA, 3077 nt
Organism: Haliotis rufescens (red abalone)
Lineage: Eukaryota; Metazoa; Mollusca; Gastropoda; Lepetellida; Haliotidae
Exons: 2
Coding region: 589-1464 (291 amino acids)
Source: RefSeq, a predicted model, not a curated record
CUGUGGACGGUAAUCUGACUGAAUGCCAUAUGUCAAGGUCACUCGGCUACCGUAUGUACUGUCAUAUGCAGGAGACAGGAUGAGGGACAAGCCCCGUCCCUGGGUAUCAGGAGGGGGUCUAGCAGGGGGUGGGGCUUCAACGUUAAGCCCAAAGCUUCUACGAUGUUCUAAACAAGGAUGUAUUCAGUGUGAACACCAUCGUUCCCAAGUCAAAACUACAAUGAACGGAAAAUACCACGAACAAGGAGCGGACUUUACAUUACUACUUUAUCAAGGAUCGCCCGUUCUGAGAACUGUUGGACGAGGAAGUGGGUGAUCAAUGGCACCGUGAUACUUGUCCAACUCCACUCCGUGUUCCUGUGUUUGUGGCAAGGGUGAAGGGCAUGAUACGGCGGUCCAUGACGAAGUCGUCUUGUGCGGCGAUACUGAUCGUGGCGCUACUAGCGUUCCUGCUGGCGUGGUACACAUAUUCAUCUAUUGGGGGAGGGUCUGGGGGAGCGAGAUACUGGGAGCAUCGCCUGAAGGAGGAACAGGAUUACGUAGACUUCAACCACGACUCACGACUUCGCCAACCCACAGAACCAUUUGAUGACUACAUCAACCCUGUGCAUUUCAACAAACACGUCUUUAAAGAAGGGAAAGAUAAAAAAAUACGCUGAGAAGAUAGGAAAGAGAAAUAAGAAGGGUAAACUAUAUGUAUAUUAUCCACACAGACUCGUUGGCAGGAGCAGUUGUGUUCCUUUCAAGACUAUGAAGAAUGGAACUCGUCUUUGUGUAUACAGCAAACGAGAUCAGUUCAUUUCAUCUCAAAUCCGGGACAAUGGAUCCUGGGAACCGGAUCUUCUCGCUGCCAUGGCAACGGCUCUGUCAUCCGUUCCCAGAAUGCACGUAGUUGAUAUCGGGUGUAAUGUCGGCAUGUACACGAUGUACGCUGCUCUAAUGGGGAGGAAGGUUGUUGCCGUGGAUCCAAUCAGUUCAAACUUGUUCUUGCUCCAUUCCUCUCUCACGUACGCCGGACUCCGGAACAACGUCCAGCUCCUUCUCAACGCUGUCUCCGACCACGUGGCGCCUGUCAAAGUCCUCGUCAACCGGUACAACGUCGGCGGGUCCAGGAUAGAACCCGUAUCUGAGUCAACACGUAACGACAACGACACCAUUGUUGAUUCGAUAGUGUUGGAUGAUCUGGUGCGUGUUGUGGACUUCAAGAAGGUGUUUAUCAAGAUGGACAUUGAAGGUCACGAGGUGAACGCGUUUCGUCGGGCCUCCCAGUUCUUCCAAACGUUUGACGUCCGUUACAUCAUGAUGGAGUGGAUGUUUCAGCGUCACUCCCCUCACGGGCGCGAGAUCGCCAACUUCCUCACCAGGAACGGCUUUCUGCCCUACACAGACGUCUCUGCUCACAACCUCCUCGAGGUGGAAGAAUAUUCCGCCUGGCCAGAUAAUAUGAUCUGGAUCAAGAAAUGAUUGUUAACAAGUGAUUGAAUUUACAAGCUUAUGAUUCCUUACUAACGAGAGUGUCCUCAGUCGGGUAUACGAACCCAGCAGUCUAUUACUAUUAGUCUAAUAUACUUUACCUCAAAGUUGAUCUUAUAUGUAUAUUUUUGAGUUAAUAAUUACUUAAGUUAGGGAUACCAUACCCGAAAAAUGAACUGUACUAGCACUUAAUCAGCACUCAAAAGAUAUUUGUACAAGCUUUUUUUUUAAAGAUAUAAUUUGAUUUAGAAGCUUUGCUUUUUUUCCGGCUCAAAUUUACAUUUCAAACAUGGUUGGGGUUAUGUGGUUGCAAAUUCAUUUCUUACCCAAGUCUUCAUUGUACUAAUUUAUCUUUACACAAAAUUACCCAGAACAGAUUACUUUUUACUGUUGCAGGAAUGAGUGAUGGUUAAAUAGACAAAAUUCAUAAUCAAUUACAUAAAAGCAAACUCGGUAUACUUUUGUUUUUAAUAUAAGCUAUUUCACUUAAUACACAUUUUGGAGCUUGUUAAAAUCUUGUAACACGCAUUUUACGUAUUUACCAGAAAUAUUAUAAAUAUGAUUAUCAAACAUGCGUGUUUUUAUCAUUUCUUCGCAUUUUAUUGGCCGUUAUAACGUCUUUCUCAACAAUAUUUCAGCUAUAUUUUGAACAUGUUAAUAAUGGAAUCUGGACCAGGCAAUACAGGCGUCGGGGUACAAUGCCACGCAAUCAACCAAGUCACCGUGCCAGACCACCCAAUCCGUAAAAUCUCCUCUUAAAACCGUCAUGGGAUACUGGGAACAUAUUGUAACCCCAUGGUGAUUUUGUUGGCUAUGUAGAAACUGAAAUACAAUAAUCAGUGAUAUAUAUAUAUAUAUAUGGCUUCUUUUAUUUUCCACAUGUCUAAAAAACCUGCAGAAACUACACACGGAACACCCUAAAACACACUGAGAUGACACCAGGUGUUGGUGAAACGGGUGUCCGGCCCUGUCGAUAUCAGCCAUAGUGAGAGAAGGUUUUUGAAAACCAUGACCGUUCAUACUAUGGUAAAAUAAUCGUGACGAUAUGUUACAUUGUGAUCAGGUAACAUUGAUAAGGGUUUCCUUUGGCCGUCGAUGAGAGAAAGUAAUUCAAAAGAACGAGUAAUCUGUUAGCAUGAGCGAAUGUGGAUUUUCACCGCUUUUAGAUAGCCUCUAUACCUCAAAGGACAUACCGCUUCAAUGAAACUGCAUCAUAAUGCUUUGCAGAUGAUUGUGACUUCAUCGCUUACCAUGACGUCAUAAUCAAAUGAUCUCACUACUCACUCUGACAGUGAAGCUGGUUACUGUAUAUAUUCUGGGCCCCGUUCCCCAAAGCGAUCUUAGCGCUAAGUCAAUCGUAACUCCCAUUCUUUACCACUGACUUACGACAAUCAUAGCGCUAAGAUCGCUUUGUGGAAUUGGGGCCUGUACUCCAAAGACUCUGAAGGCCUAUUCACGAAGCUGCUUUAGCGCUAAGAUUGGCGUAAGGGUGUCGUAGCGAAAACAUCUUAGCAAAGUAUAUUCUCGAAGCUGCUUCAGCGCUCAUUUAUCUUAAGUUUACGACUAAAUCAAUCUUUGGAUCUUACUACAGGUACAAUGGCGGC